UAUUCUUUGAAAUAACUGUGUUAAGGAAAGAAAUUAUUCUCUGUAGCAUAUGAACUUCAUGUAAGCUUGUAUCUUUCUCAUUUAAAACAAAGAAUGAAAGAAAGGAAUUAGCCCAUUAAUUAUUUAAAAUACAUGGUGCAACUGUUCCUAUGAAUUAAUCCAAGGCACUUGGAAGACAAUUACACUCUGUGUUAAUAACAUUGCCAGGCUUUUCCAGUAUGCUGCCCUCCGAAGAGUACUGUGACUUUGUUGACAACGUUCACUAUUACAUAUGCAUAUGGAAAACAGGCAUUUUCAUCAGAAUUACCGUAAUAGCAUUAAGAGAUUAUUACUUUUUCCAGUUUCAUUGGAAGAACAUUCGCUAAAUCAGAUUAUUGUUUACUUGACUGCUCUUCUCUCUGUCCUGUACAUUUAGGUAACUAGAACCCUGGAAAAUAUAAACUUCAGGAUAAAAACAUGAUUUUAUACAUUAGUGAUCUCAAAUAAAAGAGGAGUGCUACCUUCGUGCAUCACUUCUUUCAACAAAGUUAAGUCUGCAUUCUGCUUAGGAGAGAUAACACUUUUUGUCCCUGUAGGUGGCCCCCUGGUGUAGCCAUUAGUUGCUAAUUACUUGCAAACAAAUAAACAAUUAACUCCUUAAGCUGCUGGCUGGGCAAGUGUUCAUUGACUUGCUAAAACUUUCUAAAACAGGAUUUUAAUUAGUGACGUGCAAAACCCAGCCCCCUAGUCAACAAAGCUAUAAGGUGAACUGCUGGCAGGUCCCAGCUCUGCACACGUGAGGCAGGAGCCCUCCAGCUCUGGGCGACACAGAAGAGGAUGUCUCCCAGCCUUCGGGAAGGUGCUCAGCUCCAGAAAAGCAAACCCUCAUCCUGCUCCUUCUCAAUUGAGAGCAUUUUAGGACUGGACCAGAAAAAAGAUUGUGGACCGUCAACAAGACCCCACAGACCGUGGGCAGACACCUGCAGCGACUCAGAGAAAUGCGGCAACUCAUGCCUACAUGCCCCAGAUCUUCCCAGUGAGCUCUCAUUUCCUUGUCCCGUGGAUCACCCAAUGCCAGAAGAAGGGGCUUCGAAAUAUGAAAAUUAUUUUUCAGCCUCAGAAACACUCUCUUUGAAAAGAGAGUUGAGCUGGUACAGAGGACGAAGGCCAAGAACUGCUUUUACCCAAAAUCAGGUUGAAGUGUUGGAAAAUGUCUUCAGAGUGAACUGCUAUCCUGGCAUUGACAUCAGAGAAGACUUAGCUCAAAAGCUGAAUCUAGAGGAAGACAGAAUCCAGAUUUGGUUCCAAAAUCGUCGGGCAAAGCUGAAAAGGGCCCGUAGAGAAUCACAGUUUCUAAUGGCGAAAAAACCCUUCAACACAGAUCUUCUGAAAUAGUUUUUUAAAGUACACAUGUGAGAUCCUCUUCCAGUUGCGGAACACAAGGAAUCAAUAGAAUCCCAAGUAUUUAAAGUGUUACUGUCUCUUUCCUGUACCUAAUGAAUAUUGUCAUGCUUUCUGAAAAUAUUACAAAUAAUUAUGAUUCUAGCAUAGUACAUAUUAUAUCUGGAGAUUUUUAGUUAUAAUAAAUAAAACCUUUCCUAUAUAUUUUAAUAAAAAUUUUUAAGAAAUGA
Peromyscus maniculatus bairdii (prairie deer mouse) is the source of this 1610-nucleotide messenger RNA. RefSeq names its product HESX homeobox 1 (gene Hesx1). Gene Ontology annotation, molecular function: DNA-binding transcription repressor activity, RNA polymerase II-specific; RNA polymerase II cis-regulatory region sequence-specific DNA binding. The record is from RefSeq and is a predicted model, not a curated record. Lineage: Eukaryota; Metazoa; Chordata; Mammalia; Rodentia; Cricetidae. Gene Ontology annotation, cellular component: nucleus. Gene Ontology annotation, biological process: pituitary gland development; regulation of transcription by RNA polymerase II; forebrain development.